Molecule: messenger RNA, 1153 nt
Organism: Paecilomyces variotii
Lineage: Eukaryota; Fungi; Ascomycota; Eurotiomycetes; Eurotiales; Thermoascaceae
Product: putative DNA replication complex GINS protein psf2
Exons: 3
Coding region: 213-1001 (262 amino acids)
Biological process (GO): DNA replication; double-strand break repair via break-induced replication
Cellular component (GO): GINS complex; nucleus
Source: RefSeq, a predicted model, not a curated record
AUGAUAUACAUAUGAAGCGGCCGCGAGUCUAGAAUUCUUGGGGCUCGUUACUUUUUCCAAUGUCUCAGAGCCAUAAAUGUCGAUCUGCACAUAUAUAGACUCGUUCGUUUCGCGUCACUGCUCAUCUAGAGUGGACAAUCUUCAACUUCUCUCAAAGAGACCAUCUCCGACACGUUCAUUUUGAACCCCGCGUAUAACGAUCAAGCCUCGCAAUGGCUUUUCCUCUCCCGCGGGGCAUUACGCCCCCGGAGAUAGCAUUCCUUGCGGAGAUGGAGAUGGUAACUAUUGUUCCUCGUCAGCGACUCGAGGGUCUCGAGCUUUUGGGUGGCCCUACUGAACCACUCCUCCCUCCCCGUCGCACUUCUCUUCCUCUUUGGCUCGCUCUCCUCCUCAAGCGUCAACGCCGCGCAAACAUCCUCCCACCAGACUGGCUCCAUCCUGAACCUCUGUCUCUAAUUCUCGAAAUCGAAACACAGCGGUCCGAAUACAAGGACGCUUUCUCCCCUCCUCCUCCACUCCCCGGCCAAGGGAAUCCCAGAGGCCGCACCGCCCGAAGGACGUUAGACGGCCAGCUAUAUUUCCCCGCUCCUCCCUUCCUACCGCAGAAUGUAGCGCGGACGAAUGCGAUGCCGUCAGGGGAACCGCCGUCCUUACCGUACCACUGGCUGGAAGUAGGGAAUAUGCUGCUGGAUGCGGCCAGCGAUGAUCUCGUGGAGCCAGAUCAGCUGAGGCGGCUAUUGAAGGACCUUAGGGAGGUGAGAAUGGCUAAAAUGAGAAAGGGUGUAGAUGUAUUAGAUGCGGCGGCCACAGGUGGAGGCGGCGUCGCUCUCACGGGUGUAGGGGCCAUGGAAAUAGGAGAAGGUAGAGGGUUCGUGGCCGGGGUGGUAGAAGGAUUAAGGAAAAUCGGGGCGUCUAAAGAAUUGGCGCGAAGAGAACAACUCGCUGAGGAGCGCGAAAAUACAUACGACGGCACGCAAAAUGAAGACGAAAUGGAGUUCUAGGCGUUUCGGUUUGCUUUGGUUUUGCAUCAUCUUGUGAUCCAAAAAGGGGGUACUAUGAGAUCUAUGACUUUGAAAACGAAUUCCUUAUAUGCAUAUACCCUGCAGCUGCCAUAGAGAAUAAAUAAAAAGAUCAUUCCAAUGAAACGCCAUAC